Brassica rapa (field mustard) is the source of this 1026-nucleotide messenger RNA. RefSeq names its product serine/arginine-rich SC35-like splicing factor SCL30A. Gene Ontology annotation, molecular function: RNA binding. Lineage: Eukaryota; Viridiplantae; Streptophyta; Magnoliopsida; Brassicales; Brassicaceae. The record is from RefSeq and is a predicted model, not a curated record.
AAGCUUUUGUGGUGUCUGAAUAAGAAAGAGAGAGCGAUGGUAAACAACGAGCACAGGCGUCCGAACGAGCUUCGUUUGUCUUCUGGGAUUCAGUCUUUAUGUAUGUUUAUUGGGGUUUGUAGUGAGAUAAUGGGGAGGAGCUAUAGUUACAGUCCAUCACCACCAAGGAGAAGGUACAGAAGCCCAAGUCCCGUGGGAUACUACAAAGGUCGGAGUAGAGAUGCCCCAACCAGUUUACUUGUUCGCAAUCUCCGGCUCGACUGUCGGCCAGAUGAUCUGCGGAGACCAUUUGGGCGGUUUGGUCGUCUCAAGGAUAUCUACAUACCUCGUAACUAUUACACUGGGGAGCCUCGUGGGUUUGGCUUUGUGCAGUACUAUGAUCCUGCUGAUGCUGCAGAUGCAAAGUAUCGUCUGGAUGGCUAUGUUCUACUAGGCCGUGAAAUCACUGUGGUGUUUGCAGAGGAGAACAGAAAGAAGCCUUCUGAAAUGAGAGAACGAUCAAGGGGAAGGACAUCUACAAGAUCUCCACAUGGUUACUCCAGGUCUCCUGGCUAUUCGCGUUCGCCAAACUACAGAAGAAGCUACUCACGUUCGCCAGUCUACAGGAGAAGCUAUUCACGUUCACCGUAUGAUGAAAGGCGCCGUUCAAGAUCUGUUUCACCGGAAGAUAGGAAGCGAUCGUACUCAAGGUCAAGCUCAAGAUCUCGUUAUGAGUCGAGAAGCAGGAGCCAGAGUCCUGGAUACUCACGCUGAUUUGCUAUAUGACCCUAAGAAUGUGAAGAUGGGGUGUGGUCUCACGCUCUGCUUGUUAUGUAUGAAAAAUAAUAAAUCAUAGUUUGGAGUUAAGAGUACAAAGGUAACCUAUGGUUUGGUUUCAUUUCCUUAGUACUUUGGUAGUCUUUUGUAUGCUCAAGCGUGACAUCUAUGCCCUACUUAAUGUGUACCACGAGAGAGUUUCGAUUCUCAUAACCUUAUUACAUAUGAGACGUGGAACGUAGUUUAUAAUCAAUAAAAGCUCUUUUACUA